AUGGCUUCUUCCCCAUCAACUCGUUUGGACUCACCGGCUGACUCCACUCCAAAUUUGGAACAGCUUCACGCCCUUGGACAUCUCUUACUUUCACAUCAUGAACGCACGCAGAACCUCGCCUACCUGGAUGGUGCGAUAGCGGUCAUGCAGCAUGCAACCCAUAUGUACAGGAAGGACUACGCCUUCUAUCCCGUUCUAGUCCAUCAAUUAGCGUCCGCUCUACACAUGCGCUUCGCCUCAGCGGGCAAACGAGAGGACCUUGACAGCGCAAUCGCGCAUCUACGCCGCACAGUGGACUCACUGGGAGAGGCCGAUGAUGAGAUGUAUCUCAUGAUGCUAUUGACCUCAUACUGCGAUCUGUCGCGUGCGCGCUACCUGCAGUAUAACGACCUCGCCGACAUCGACGCGGUCGUCUCGACGGGCCAACGGCUACUCGAUCUAACUCCCGACGAUUACCCGGGCAGACCGGCGUGGCUUUCAGCGCUCGGCGAGUCUUUGAGUAUCCGGUUCCAGCACUCUGGGAAUCUCGAUGAUAUAGAAGCUUCUGUUCGUGCCCACCGGCAGGCUAUCCAGCUCGAAUCGGCCAGCUCUGCUCGUGUGGACCCAUCGUACUUCCAUGGACUUGGGGUCGCACUCGGAAGACGCGCUCAGCGUACGGGUGACGCGAAGGUCUUGAGCGAAUCUGUCUACAGUCUACGGCAGGCAGCCGAUGACACGGCGGAACAGAGUCCCAACAAGCCGCACUAUCUUAGCAACCUGGCCGUCGCCCUUUGCGACCUCUUCCAAAGCUCAGGGAAGGAGGAAGACAUAGAAGCCUCCAUCAGCGCCCAUCAGUGCGCGGUCAAGUUGACGCCGGUCAACGAUCCGAACCGGGCGAACUAUCUAUCGCUGCUGGGCAUCGCGUACGGCGAGAGCUUCCGACGCUUCGGCAAGCUCGAGGACAUCGAGGCCGCCGUAUCCGCACACUCUGAGGCCGUCGAGAUCACGCCGGAUGACCGCUCGAGCAAACCCAGGUACUUGCACAGCCUGGGAAACGCGCUUAUGAUGCGCUUCUACCAUCUUGGAGAAGUGCAGGACAUUGACACGUCCGUGCUUCUUCUUCAGCGCGCGGUGGCGUUGAUGCCGCGCGAUCAUGUUGGAAGCGCGAUCUUCCUGUCUAGCCUGGCUCAUGCCCUCGGCACUCGCUUUCUGCGAACACAACAGCUUGCAAAUAUCGAAGACUCAAUCACUGCAUAUCGCCGUGUCGUUGAGUUGACGCCCGAUGCUCAACAGAGCCCGGGUCAUCUAUCAAAUCUCGGCGUCGCUCUGCGCCAGCGCUUCUUGUGCACAGGAGACGAGAAAGACAUUGAAGAGUCUAUAUCCGUGCUCGAGAAUGCCGUCGAGCUUACGCCGGUCGAUGAUCCUUUCAAACCUCUACGCCUUAACAACCUCGCAGACGCACUCGUCUCCCGUUCCCACCGCACAGGUGCGGAAGCGGACCUUGAGCUUGCCAUUGAUACCUAUCGCAGGGCUAUCAAGCUCACGCCACAAACGCAUCCUGAUAUGCCGGGCCUCUUGUUAGACACGGGUAUUGCGCUCGAGCAGCUUCAUGAGCUUACAGGAUCAUCUACUACUCUUGACGAAGCCAUCGAAGCGUUUCGCAUGGCGAUUCUUGAACCAGUAGGGCACAUCAGCGUCCGUCUGCAAGCGGCGCUCAGGUAUACACUCUUGACGUCGCAAUUCCGUGGCAAACAAACGAUCUUGCGCGCGUACUCGCAUGUGAUGGACAUACUCCUGGAGGUAGUUUGGCUCGGUUAUUCCGUUGAUCGCCGCUACGAGAUACUAUCCAACCUUGGCAAGCUUGUCAACGCCGCCGUCGCUGCGGCCAUUGAUGCAAAUGACCUACCACAAGCGGUGGAAUGGGCGGAAGCCGGAAGGUCGCUCGUUUGGUCACAGAUUGUGUCUCUGCGGACACCAGUCGACGAGCUGGCGCAAGCCCACCCCGAUCUUGCCCGCUCUUUGCAGGCCGUGCAGGAGAAGUUGCGGCAGUCGUGGAAUGCAGGGCGCUCGCGAGACUUCCGUCCUGAAGAGUACGCGAGCGGCAUCCCUGUCGUGAUUACGCAUACACCUGGAUCAUACCAUCGCGAGCUCGUCAUUGAGUAUGAGCGUCUGAUAGCCGCCGUCCGCGCUUGUUCAGGCUUUCAGGACUUCUUGCGCCCGAAGAAGUACGCGGCGCUCCUUUCUUCACUCGACCACCACGAUGAUGGACCCAUCGUGAUCAUCAAUGUGCACCCCGAUCGCUGCGACGCGCUCGUCGUAUGUCCCGGCAAAGCGAUCUUGUUGGUUCCGCUUCCAGACUUGUCGUCGGAACGCGCGAUCGAGCUGCGUCGCCAAUGGAUGGAAUGUGUCACCGGGCAUGGACUUCGCACACGGGCUUCCGGCAAACUUGGCUUACUUGAACCCAAAUCGAAACCCUUGAUGGUCUGUCUCGAGCGCAUGUGGACGUGGAUCGUUCGACCAGUACUGGAAAGUCUCGAUCUAGCAAACUUGGCGCAGAAUGAUCGCCUUUCACACAUAACGUGGUGCCCUACUGGACCACUGACGCAGCUACCUCUACACGCUGCAGGCAUCUACGACGACCCAUCCGGACCUCGCAUAUACGAUUUCGUCGUAUCCUCCUAUACGCCUUCGAUGUCGGCGAUCCAGCAAGGCCAUCGCAAGUCGAUGCCGCCGAUGUCCGCGCCCGAAGUGCUUGUGGUCACUCAGUCAGAGACUCCUGGGCACGCUCCUCUCCCGGGUACCGUCGAGGAGAGAGACCGCUUGAAAGCAACGCUUGACAGAGGCGGAAUACAGAAUACGAUCAUCAGCGACGGUGAUGCCACCAUCGAGGUCGUAAAAAGUGCUAUGAACCGACAUCAAUGGGUACACCUGGCGUGCCACGGCUCGCAGAACCAGAUGAACGCCACGCAAAGCGCCUUCCACCUAUACGAUGGUCCCCUCACUCUGUCCGACCUCAUGGGAAUAGCGGCGGACAACGCUAAACUUGCGUUCUUAUCUGCAUGCCAGACAGCUGUAGGCGACGAGAAGGUCCCAGAGGAAUCUGCACACUUGGCGGCGGGCAUGUUGGCGGUCGGAUUCAAGGGCGUGGUAGCCACGAUGUGGUCGAUCCACGACGCAGACGCGCCCGUAGUCGUCGAAGCCUUCUACAGGGAGCUGCUCGCUCUGCGGCAGGUUAAAGAAGCUGGGGGAAAGGGUGCCGGUGCGGCCUAUGCGUUGCAUGAGGCGACGAGAGUCUUGAGGGAUUCAGUGGGCGAGCAGAACUUCAUGCGAUGGGUCCCGUUCGUUCAUUUCGGCGUAUGA
This is a messenger RNA of Peniophora sp. CBMAI 1063, 3339 nucleotides long. NCBI's taxonomy places the organism in Eukaryota, Fungi, Basidiomycota, Agaricomycetes, Russulales, Peniophoraceae. The record is from the annotation of a GenBank genome assembly.